UCUGCAGCCGCCUCUCUGCUCGGCAGUGUCUCUCUCGGAGGCUUUCUGUUCGGUACCGGGUUUGUGAUGGAGCGCUGGAGGGGCAGAGUGGCUCUGGUGACCGGAGCCUCGGUCGGGAUCGGGGCGGCGAUCGCCAGAGAGCUGGUCCGCCAGGGGAUGAAGGUGAUGGGCUGCGCCAGGGACGUGGAGAAAAUCCAGAAACUGGCAGCAGAGUGUCAGAGCGCCGGCUUCAGCGGCGUUUUGGUGCCUUUUAAGUGCGACUUGACCAAAGAAGAAGAGAUUCUGUCCAUGUUCGCUGCCAUCAAAGCUCAGCACCAAGGUGUGGACGUGUGCAUCAACAACGCCGGCCUGGGCCAUGCGGACCACCUGCUGUCUGGUAGAACCAGCGGCUGGAGGAACAUGCUGGAUGUGAACGUCCUGGCGUUGACCAUCUGCACACGAGAAACGUAUCAGUCCAUGAAGGAGAGAAACGUUGACGAUGGGCACAUCAUACAUUUGAACAGUCUAUUUGGGCAUCGUGUCGUCGGCUUUCCCGAUCUGAAUUUCUACACGGCCACCAAGCACGCGGUGACGGCGCUGACCGAGGGUCUGAGGCAGGAGCUGCGUCUCGCCAAGUCUCACAUUCGAGCCACAUCCAUUUCUCCGGGUCUUGUGGUGACAGACUUUCCCUCCAGACUCUACGUCAACGAGCCACAAAAGGCUGAGGAUUUGUACAAUCGUUACACGCCACUGGCAGCGCAGGAUGUUGCCGACGCCGUCACGUACGUCCUGAGCGCGCCGCCCCAUGUGCAGAUUGGAGAGGUUCUGAUUCAGCCCGUGGAGGAGCUCUGGUAGCGCUACGUCAGCAGCAGCUGAACCGAGUCGUGCUUUUACUUUAGUAACAUAUCAGCUCUCAUUUUCACAUGUUGGAGUUACAGACAUUUCAAAUGACGUGGCACACCUGCACAAUAAAAUGCUUGUGUAUGAAAU
This is a messenger RNA of Salarias fasciatus (jewelled blenny), 969 nucleotides long. RefSeq names its product dehydrogenase/reductase SDR family member 11-like. Bases 67 to 834 code for a protein of 255 amino acids. The transcript is spliced from 7 exons. The record is from RefSeq and is a predicted model, not a curated record. Lineage: Eukaryota; Metazoa; Chordata; Actinopteri; Blenniiformes; Blenniidae.